Molecule: messenger RNA, 531 nt
Organism: Cylicostephanus goldi
Lineage: Eukaryota; Metazoa; Nematoda; Chromadorea; Rhabditida; Strongylidae
Source: the annotation of a GenBank genome assembly
UGUGGCUUAUCCUCUGCUACUGUGCCACUUCUUCCAUCCAAAUCCGUAUUCACGGACGAAGCUGAAGCUGAUGUGGUCUUUGACGGAGUUACCAAUGCUGUAAUCGUGCCAUCGCACACAGUUCCAGGUAACCUGGCUGUUAAAUUAUUGAAAUAUGUUGUGUGCCAAGAAAUAGCAAUCUUAUAUGUAAAAUUUCUACUUGCAGAAGUCAUUCCGGAUAAGUUCUCGCUGUCGUUUUCGAUGAAACAUGCCGCUGGAACAAAAGACGAUCAGAAGAAUAAGAAGAACAUUCUCUGCGAAUCAGAUGAAGAUGGUAUGAAUCGCCAUCAUUUCGCGGUUUAUGUGCGCCAUUGUAAACUUGAAGUUGUUCUGAGAAGAGAAGCCGGCAGCAAAGCCGAAUUUCGUGCAGCUGAAUGGAGAUGGGCAACACCACAGAGCGGUCAUUUACGCUUCCCUUCGCCACCUAAUGAUCGCAAAGAUAGAAAGUCGCCUAAAAAUUCAGUCUUUAGGGAUUUCUACGCCAAUACAUAA